Lecanosticta acicola is the source of this 1656-nucleotide messenger RNA. NCBI's taxonomy places the organism in Eukaryota, Fungi, Ascomycota, Dothideomycetes, Mycosphaerellales, Mycosphaerellaceae. The record is from the annotation of a GenBank genome assembly.
AUGGCGAACCAGCAACUGCAGUUCGCCGAGACGGUUCGCGCGUGAGUGGAAUUCCAGAGACAUCAGAGACUUAACACGACGUAGGCGCUGACAACCCGAUUUGAAUGAUGCAGCAUGAAGCUUGCCAUGAAGCGAAGGCCGUCGGACAGCGGCAGCGACGACGAGAUUCGCUCAAGUACCAAUCGUGGCAACAAGCUCAAGCGCAGUGCCAAAUUCGUCCAGCAGCACCGCCUGGAUCACACAGGCGGGCUGGCAUACAAGAAGGUGUGUCUCUUCGCAUUAAGAGUCGGAGGGAGAAUGGAGUUACGAGGUGGGAAGGACAUUGACUGGGCAUAACAGAGGGUCAACCAUGCUGGAUACCCACGAAACAUCAUCUCCACCAACCCGCCGCUUUUCGACGACGACGGCGACGUCUACUCGCCCACCUCUUCCGACAACGAAGCAGAGCGAUACGGGGAGCCUCUCGAGGACGAUCCCUUUGGACAAGUGCGACUGGAGGAGCUCCUGCGCCCUCUGACCGCUGCCGCCGAUCUUCCCAACCACCCCACACUGAGCGCGCCCUACAAGGCCAAAGCGCUAACCCAGAUGGCGGAGGAGGCUUUGGACAUGCUGCGUCGUGAGCGCACUAGCUUGUGGAAGGCGAAGCGGCUUCUGCAAAGGUUUAGAGGCGACGCCGACUGGGUGCCCUGCGAGACGUUCGAGACGCAGCACGACGAACUGCUGCUGCAGGAAGAGGGUAGUAUUGGAGAGCAGAGCACCAUGGCCAGCGUCCAGAUGGAUCAACCUCUAUUCGAAUUGGAGCCGCCAUCUGUCGACCCCCAAGAACAAGGUUCACCGGCAAUUUCUGCGGAGGAUGUGGUUACGGCUGACCACCCCGACCAGGCCCCUGAAGGUGAUGCCAUGGAAGGCGUCGAGGCGGUGGACAUGGCCGCUGUUGCCACGAAGGGAGGUGCUCACGAUACUUGUCGGGAGGGGCUCAAAGAGACCGACCAGGUUCGGUAUGAUCUCGAACCUGUGUCUGCAGCAGACGAUAAUUCCAAAGCGGCAGUCGAAGACGAUGGUCCUGAACAGGCGCCCAAUCCUGUCAUCACUGACCUGGCCGAACGCGAGACCGCCUCUGAAACAGCAUCCAACUCCAACGGCACCAGCGUUCACGCGAUGACCACAAGAGCCCGUGCCCGGUCACCCGCGGAGCGCUCUGAUCGGACGCCUUCGCCGUCUCCGAGCGAGUCCGCUUCGGUGCCAGCCGUGCAUCCCUGGUUUGUCCCGCCCUCGUCCUGUCUUGCUGACCGAGACCUGGGUCUUCCAGCGGGCGAAGCAGAAGACACUCGCAAGCUUCUUCUGCUAUACGUUCAGAAGCAAGAGCAGGUCGUCCGUUCCCUCGACAAUCUGUACACAGGUCUACAAAAAGCGGAUAGGUUGCGUCACUUUGUAUAUCAGAGCUGCAAGGCGGAGGCACAUCUGGUUCUUGAUGGCAAGGGCAAUAUGGUGACCGAAAUGAGUGAUGGGGAGGACUGGUACGAUAUCUCUGACUGGGACCUGCAACCUUGGGAGCUGAAAGACGGCAAGUUAGAGAAGGGCAAAGAUGAAGUGGAGGAUGUGGAAGAAGAGGGGAGGAGGAGGCCAGGCAGGGGCAGACGCGUCAACAGGAUGUGA